Fusarium proliferatum ET1 is the source of this 1152-nucleotide messenger RNA. RefSeq lists its product as uncharacterized. The record is from RefSeq and is a predicted model, not a curated record. The transcript is spliced from 2 exons. Bases 1 to 1152 code for a protein of 383 amino acids. NCBI's taxonomy places the organism in Eukaryota, Fungi, Ascomycota, Sordariomycetes, Hypocreales, Nectriaceae.
AUGGCAGACGUCGUGAAGAGCAUCCUGGGAAGAUCCAAUCUCCAACCAAUUGAUCUUCUUGACCUUCCAAUUGUCGAUGAAAGCUUUUGUUUCCGGGGUUUCUACCUCGAUGUUGUACUCAAGAACGGCACAUACCUGGUCGAGGGUGUUUAUGUUGGUUCCAGUCUGGGGUACAAAGGGUACCUUGGGAUCUCCGGUUGUGUCGCCUUUCACCAAAGGUUCUCAUUGAGAAAUUAUAAGUACCUGCCAAGAGAUGUUAAGUGUCACCAUUAUAGUGUAGCCUGCAAAGACUAUGUCACUCCACACUUCCGAAUAGUCUCACUAUUUGAAGUGAUCCGUGGCAACGCGCUUGCAACAAUUCUCGCUGAGCAAGUGCUUAUGAUAUACCUCUCAACAGUGGCACGGGCAUACCCCAAUCAGCUGAAUCUCUUUAACGAAAGCAGGAAUGGAAUCCAAGAUCUUCCUGACUUCAGUGACAUCGGUCUGAACAGGGCCCUACCCUUAGCCCAAAAUCAACAUUGGUUACCUUGCAAUAGGAUCAUUUAUCAAGGAUGGUUGAAUGGGAAAAACCAAGAGGACCAAGUUUUAAAUGUGGCCGCCCAUUCACCAAUCUGCCAGAUGAAAAGAGAUGGAAAGGCUUUUUCGAAGCGAGACGUUGCGCUGCCUGUUGGCUCCGUUGAUAUAAGCACAAGGAGAACUGCCCCGAUCUCAUUACUGACGCAAGGAUGCACGAGGUCUUGGGUUGGCUGGGGCAACCCUGAUGUUUACCUGCAUCUAAGAACUCACGGCAGCGAUAACAAUAGCCCGAAAUAUGGGCAGACGGCGGCGGGUCAUCGCAAGUGGGUAGAGAAGGGGCACGACGAUGUCUAUGGAACAUGUCGUGUACCUAGUCCGAUUGAUAGCCACCUCGUUGGAGGGAAAGGCUGGAAGGCAGCAUCUAAAUGCCCGGCCUGCGCUCGCAAGCCAACCAAGAAAGAAGAUGAGGAGUGGAUGGAGCUGUAUGGGGAUAUCAGCGCAAUAUGUGGUGUAGACCGCGAGUAUACCAUUUCCAUAAUGCGCCGCACGGAGAAGAGGGCUUGUGCUCUCCUCCAAACCAGGAAAAAAAGGGAUAAAACAUCUGACGAGGUCGAUGAAGGCGCCUCCCAAGACUAG